CGACUCGACUCACCAUCACGCAUCGUCGAGUAACUCUGCCUUGACCCUCUUUGGGCGCAUUACACUCGUUUGAACGAGCAAUACUGGCCUCAUUCCAUGUCUCACUAAGCCUGGUGCACAAGCCGCUCCAUCCAAACUCCGCGUAGGACAUACUCUGGCCUCCUUUCCCAUCAUGCGAUCGCUCUGCUUCACCAUUCCACUCCUGCUCGCUUCUGCCGCGCUCAUCUCGACUGUCCAACGCAUCGAAGCUCAACUCUUGACAACUCUUGAUACCAGAUCGGACGGUCACUUCAACUGUCACUUGUCCCUCUCAGAUGCAUCUGGCCAGUCGAACAAGUACGAUCUGACCCUCUUGCCCUCGCCCAUUCAAAUCGUUAGCGAGACCGCCACACCUCCAUCCACCACGCUUACAGAAAUAGCUCUGAGUCUAUGCCAUUCUCUACCUGACCAUUUGAGCGACAGAUGGAGAAGGAGCUCUGCUGAAAAUCAUUGUGGACCAGACACAAGGGUCUGCACCAAAGUCUCCAACGUGCUAGAUGGAAAUCUGAGAGUGACCAACAUUCUGUCUAGCGCAGGAUCGGUCGGAGGAGCGGGAGAGGUGGAGUGGAGCGCACAGCUGGGACACGAGCUCAGUAUCGGUAGCGGUAAAGAUGUGGAGAGGAGCGUGAUGCUGUCUCUAGCAGGUCAGAUGUAUGCGGGCAUCAAGCAACACACUCACAUUGAGUUCUUUUGCGAUCCCGACGCUGAAUCGGAGAGUAAGCCAACUCUCAAAUUUCUCGACAUUCAAGCUGGUAACCUCUCGCUCGCCUGGCACACCCCUUUUGCAUGCGCUCAUCGAGCGCUUCCGGAUCCCUUGCCAACUCCGCCGGACGAAGACAAGGGGCCGCAAGCACCUUCAGACACGGACCCUGCAUCAGAUGAAGAGACAGAAGACGGAUCGAAAGGCGGCUGGGGCUGGUUCACGUGGAUCGUCGUUCUGGCUCUUCUCGGUGCGGUGGGCUGGCUUGCCGUUGGAACUUGGCACAACUACAAUCAGUACGGCGUUGUGCGUUUGCCCGGAGCCGCCACCGACCUGGCUCGAGAGGCGCCGUACCUGGCAAGAGAGUUCGCUCGACACGUUGCUGCUACGCUCUCAAAUCUUGGUUUGGGAAAUCGCAACAGCGGGCGUGGAGGAUACGAACCUGUAUGAACGACCACUCUCUGCAGACACAGGCCAGUGCCACUCCUUCAUCAUUUGUAACAAUAUCAGAUAGGCUUUCACUCGCGCGCACUCUAUCAAGGUCCUUUGCGUGUGCUCAUGAUACAUCAGAUUCCGAGGAGUAAACCCAGCAUUAUGGGUGGCAAAGGCUGCAGGUCAUA
Messenger RNA from Ceraceosorus guamensis, 1359 nucleotides. RefSeq lists its product as hypothetical. The record is from RefSeq and is a predicted model, not a curated record. The coding region runs from base 173 to 1189 and encodes 338 amino acids. The transcript has 4 exons. NCBI's taxonomy places the organism in Eukaryota, Fungi, Basidiomycota, Exobasidiomycetes, Ceraceosorales, Ceraceosoraceae.